AUGCCAUACCCAGCCAGAGCUAUAAAAGAGAAGCAGGAAGAGGAGUACCAGAAGUUUCUAAAUCAUAUCAAGACUCUUCAAAUUAACAUACCCUUCAUUGAAGCCGUCAUGCAAAUGCCCAAAUAUGCAAAGUUCCUUAAAGAACUUCUCACUAAUAGAAGGACGAUGGAAGAAGUGAAGAAGGUAGUCCUCAAUGAAAACUGCUUAGUUGCUAUGCUAAAUAAGCUACCAAAGAAGAAGGGUGACCCGGGGAGUUUAACUUUACCUUGCCAAUUUGGCAACUUGGCUGCUAUUCAUGCCUUAGCUGAUUCGGGAGCAAGUGUGAACCUAAUGCCAUACUCAUUCUUUAAGAAGCUGGAUCUCUCGGAGCCAACGCCAAUUCGCAUGGCCAUUCACUUGGCAAACAAGACAGUCACCUUCCCAAGAGGCAUAUGCGAAGACUUACUAGUCAAGAUGGACAAAUUCGUCUUUCCUGCUGAUUUCAUCAUACUAGACAUGGAGGCGGAUCCACAAGUUCCAAUCAUCCUUGGAAGGCCCUUCCUCAACACGGCAAGUACUAUAGUAGACAUGAGGGACUCGAAGCUCACCUUGCGGAUAGGAUAA
Lactuca sativa (garden lettuce) is the source of this 603-nucleotide messenger RNA. RefSeq lists its product as uncharacterized. The record is from RefSeq and is a predicted model, not a curated record. Gene Ontology annotation, biological process: proteolysis. NCBI's taxonomy places the organism in Eukaryota, Viridiplantae, Streptophyta, Magnoliopsida, Asterales, Asteraceae. Gene Ontology annotation, molecular function: aspartic-type endopeptidase activity.